This is a messenger RNA of Didymodactylos carnosus, 642 nucleotides long. The record is from the annotation of a GenBank genome assembly. NCBI's taxonomy places the organism in Eukaryota, Metazoa, Rotifera, Eurotatoria, Philodinida, Philodinidae.
GCGACUACUACAACUUCUACGACAACAGCGUACAAUCCAUUGGCUGUACAACGUCUUGAAGAUCUUCAAAAAUCGCCAACAGAAUUAAUACAAGAAUCAAAAAUGAAUGCAUCUGACUUUAUUUUUGAUUUUGGAAAUGCAACUACUGGAAUCUCAAAUGGCACAGGCGGGCACACUGUCCAAGCAACGGCAGCCAACUUUCCUGGUUUGAUCAAUCAUGGUAUAGCAAUGACUAUUGGAUAUCUUGGACCAUGCGGGAUCAAUCUUCCACACACUCAUCCGAGAGCAACAGAAAUAAAUUUUUCUGUUGAUGGGGAUUUCAUGGUUGGCUUUUUUCAAGAAAAUAGUGGAAUGUUUGUGAUGAACACAAUUCAUAAGGGAAUGGCGGCUGUAUUCCCUCAAGGAGCUAUUCAUUUUGAACAAAAUUUGAAUUGUGCACCAGCCACGUUUGUCGCAGCAUUCAACAGUCAAGACCCCGGUGUGUUGACAAUCGGAAAUGCAUUCUUUGGUGGGCUACCAGCCACGGUGGUGGGUCCGAGUCUCGGUGGGUUGAAUAUCUCUAGUGUAGAUGAUAUCAAAGCACAAUUGCCGCAUAAUCCCGCCGUGGGAAUUGAAGAGUGCAGACAGAGAUGUGGAUUAUAG